AUGAUGCCAUUGAAAAAAUGUGACCAAUUCUCUGUGCCUGAUAUGCCUGAUAACCGUGAAGAUAUCAUUGUCCAGGCCGAACCCGGCGUCGGUGAGUGCACGUGCCCACGGAGUCGGGGGUUGAAAAACCUCUUGUUUCCCUUCUUUUCCGUUCUCUUCCCCAUUUUCUACUCCAAAGUCUCAACCAAAAAAAACCUGCAUGCUGUGCUAAAUAGCGAACCCCCCCCAACCUCUCUCUACCAUACCCUGACUGCCACCUGCUCAGUCGCGCUUAUGUGUUUGGCACCCUCGAUUUUCACCUCCCAGGACUAUAUCUCGGACCACCUUUGGAAAGCCAACAUCAACUGA
Molecule: messenger RNA, 348 nt
Organism: Penicillium crustosum
Lineage: Eukaryota; Fungi; Ascomycota; Eurotiomycetes; Eurotiales; Aspergillaceae
Exons: 2
Coding region: 1-348 (115 amino acids)
Source: RefSeq, a predicted model, not a curated record